CUUGGUGAAACCCAAAGAAGAGUAAGAGCAGCACAGACGGGAGAGAGCGCAAGAGACAAAGAAGACUGACACACAACACUUUGGAUACUUGUUGCACCUUUUUCUUUUCCUUUUUUUUUUUAAACAACCAGAUGGCCAUUCGUGAACUUGUGCGCGAAUGGCCCGUGAACACACCACAGACGUAAAGUUUGGAAGGGGAGAACUUUUGCUGGAGUGUGUAUUCAUGCACUCUUCUGAUGCACCCACGCGUGAUGACUUCAUGACAUGUUUUCCCGGACUCUGCAAGGUAUUUUUGUCCACUUUAUAGCCUCUGAGGUUUGAUAAUGUGCUACAGGAUGAAAGCUUCAAGUUAACCCACAAGCAUGAGAUGUUGGUGCAGAGCUCUGGCACUGCUCCAGUGGGUGCUGGUGGCCUUGGAUGCUGAGCUUAUUUGCUGGCAGGCCAUCCUGCGCUGCCACGCCGAGCCCGAGUGUGACCUCGCCUAUGGUCAAUACUUGGCUGCAUGUGAGGGCAACCUACGGGGCACGAGGCGCCAGUGUCCCAGCCACUGCAUCAACGCACUGAUCCGCCUCAACCACACCCGCAGCGGGCCGGACCUGGAGAGAUGCGAGUGUGCCCAGGACAGCGAAUGCCUGGGGGCCAAGCACGCCAUCGAGCCAUGUCUACCGCGGCCGUACCCGGAUGACGGAGGCGGGGGGAUCGGCUGCAUGGAAGCCCGCCAACGUUGUGAGGAGAACAGCCACUGCCACGCUUCCCUGGCCGCCUAUUUGUCCUACUGCGGACAGCUGUUCAAUGGACGCAAGUGCUCGGCCAAGUGCAAGGCCACUAUCCAGCAGAUGCUCUACAUCCCCGAUGGGGCGCUGCUCAACCGCUGCGUUUGCGAUGGUGUGGAGAGGCCCUUCUGCGAGGUGGUCAAGGAGAACAUGAGCAAGCUCUGUUCCAUGGGGGACCAGCACGGCGUCAUUUCAGACCAGCCAGAAGUGGACGACACUUAUGAAGACGAGGACUAUGAUGCUAGACAGGAUAGGGACGUCGCCUACAGCGACCGCUCCGCAGCUUCCCGGAGGUUGUCUACAUUUGGGACACUUCUGUUUCUUCCUCUGGGAUGUGUUUGGUUAUGAAAAAGUUGGAUUUAUUCCAGAAUGCAUCAGGAGAGACAACAGUUCCUGCACUUUGAAGCCGAGUCAGCUCAGCGGAAUGAGGGGAUGCUGAUUUCCACCCUUAGGCCUUGCUGUCAACACUUUGGAUUAUUUGGGAUUGUCUUUAAAACUAAGGUUCUUUAACCCACAUUCUCUGCUGACUAGAAUAUUUCAAAUUCCUAAAAACCAAGGUUGACGAGAAGGCAAAUGGUUUUGUUUUUUAUGAUUGAGGAUGUGGGACGUCUCUAUUGGCGUGUCCAACCGUGCUGAGCACUAUGAUAUGGUGUAGAAACCUAGAAAGUUUCAAGAACUGUCAGAUGAACUUCUCCGUUGAUGAAGACUGACUUCUUUACAGUAUGGUGACAUCUUAGUUGAAAGGGCUAGUAACUGCAAAAAAUUCAAAAACGUCCUUUGCAGUCUGUUGAUGUCUUGAAAGCACCAACUUUACUGUCAAGCAGCAUGACGCGGAAACCUUACAAAAAAAAAAAAAAAAAUUCUACACCAGGAUAUGCAGCAGAAACCCUCAUAAAACCCCACUUUGGAUAUUAAAUCCAUGGUACAGAGGAAAUUUCACUUCUUCUGUCUGGUGAGGUUUCAAUUAGGGGUGCAAGCACCCCCUCCGGCAGAAUAUCCCGUAGAAAAGUAUACACAGUGAAGAACUGCAAACCAGACUUACAACGUAAGACAUACUCUUGAGAAAAAAAAAUAUUCAAACUUUGAUUGGAUUCUGAUUUAGGAGUGACACCGAAUCUAGGACUAUGUGUCCAAUGCCUUCUCCCUUGAGACUCAUAGUUCCUAUAUUGUUAUUUAGUCUGGACACUUAGAAAGCGGGAACAACCGAGCAACUUCUCCACCAACUCGCCAUCAUGUGGACGUGGAUUAAUUCAACUUCAUCCAAUCGCCUUUUUCCAACCAGUGCAGAUCACCAAGACCGGUAUGGAAGACAAUGAACUUUGUGAAUUGAUUAUGACCUUGAAGACUUGCCGAGCCAUCACCUUGAAGUCCUUACCAUGGGAAAACUGUAGGCUGACUUUCCAGACUCCUUUUUCCAGGCCAAAAUGAGUUGAAAGGCCUCGUCCACGAGCAUGCGGCUCAUGUCUGUUUGCUCUUGGUGUCCAUGCUACUUGGAGUGUAGCUUUAUUAAGACCUUAAACUAACACUGGGGCUCUUCUGGUCCUGGUCUGUUGACUCUCCUACUUUUGUCACGGUAACCACACUUCAAAUAUUUGCCGGGGACAGGAUCAAGUGCUUAAAUUAACUGAAGCACCACAGUCCCCACAACUUUUGUGCAGGAACUCCCCGGCCCCUUCCUCCCCUGCUCACUCCACCUUCUGUGUGACAUUGUUUUAUAGCGCUUUUCCUCUACGAAUACCAUUUCCUUCCCCUGACUUCACACCUUCAAAUGACACCCUUUUUUUUUUUCCAGUUUUGUUUCUCUACCUUUGUUCCCUCUGGCAUGAGCAUUCAACUAACCUGCACAGAGACCGUACACGUGUCUCUCAUUAUCUAUAAAGAUCAUGACAAAUUGUUGCAGACAACCACAAUGUAACCCAACUGAGAUUCUCCCAUUUUUCCAAGAUAUUAUGUAUGGAUAUGAAUCUUGCAAGUUGUUUCAACAUUGGAUUUAUGAGCAGGGGAGAUGCCAUAACGUUGGAGGAAAAAAAGUGCCGUUUUUGGCCCAGGUGUAUAUCACAAAAUGCGGUCGGCACAUGACACAUUUCUGCAUCAUAUGCUAACUUUACAGCUCAUAAUCAAAUAGGUUCAUUUGGUGUGUGACUUUUUAAUACAUUAUUUACAUCUUGGAAGAAGCUCUAUGAACGUAUCUCUUAGAUUAUUCAAAUCUCAAUGGGGACACUUGAAUUUUAAAUGUUUCAAGUGAACUUUAGAUUGCAUAUUUACUGUGAGUCCUAUAGGAUUCUACUGUACACACCAUAAUCAUCUGAUAUCACACCGCUUAGAUUUUGUUAACCUGCAACAUGCUGAAAAAUGGUCAGAUUAUAGCUAAAAAAAAAAAAGUCAUGCAUCCACUUGAAAUUGUGCCACCAUGAAUUUUGUUUCUUUGCUAAAUGUUAAAUUAUGAAACCAGAAUAUGAAGAAUAAUAUACAUAUUUGACAGUAUUAUAGGAUUAUAUUAUGUGACCUGAAAUAAAAAAGUGUAGCUCAGACGCCAUGAUUGAUAUUGUCCCAACUGUGG
Messenger RNA from Syngnathoides biaculeatus (alligator pipefish), 3333 nucleotides. Its product is annotated as growth arrest-specific protein 1. The transcript has a single exon. Gene Ontology annotation, biological process: regulation of cell cycle. The record is from RefSeq and is a predicted model, not a curated record. Lineage: Eukaryota; Metazoa; Chordata; Actinopteri; Syngnathiformes; Syngnathidae. The coding region runs from base 363 to 1121 and encodes 252 amino acids.